GGCGAAAAUGCGAUGGGCGUUUUCACUCAUGUUCGCUGGGCAUCUGAAGUCAGCUGGCAGUCAUAAAAAACAACAAUUUAAGCAAAACAACACAUAAAAAAUACAAAAAAACAUGAAAUGGACCCACAAAAAAUAACAAAAUUGGCCAAAUUACUGAAGAGCGAGGGGGACAAAGUGCUAAACAACGAAUAUAAAUUAACGCUUUCAGGAACACUUUUGCGUGCCCUGAAUGACUCCUUCACGCUAAUCAUUGACACGGCAUCCGACGAGAGUCCCUUUGGGUUUCGCGUCAUUCGCCCGUCGGAUGCCAAAUCUGACGUUUUUCGUGACUUGCAGUUUAUUUAUGACUUUGUGCAGAAAACGGUGACGCUCAGCAUCACGGGUCGCUAUGCGGAUGACGAAAAGUUUGAAGGUCAAAUUGACAUCUCGAAAUUUGUUAAUCUCAAGACGAUCGAAUUGCAAAAAGUCUCGGCGAAAAAAGUCGUUGGCUUGCAGCAAUUUCGGGCGCAUUUGGUGCAGCUAAUUUGCAUACGUGGUUUAAGCGAAGGGAUACGGGAGUUGCUUGUGGAAUGCGGCGGCGAUGCUACAGCGACGGGAUUUUUGUGGAAUGACCUGAAAACGGCGGAUUUUUCGUAUAAUAAUCUAAAAGUGCUCGAUCAUUCGUUCGAAUAUACGCCAUAUCUGGAGACACUGAACUUGAGUCACAACCAAUUAGUGGAUAUUGCACCGAUUCGAUGUUUGCCAAAUCUAAAAAAUGUAAAUUUAAGCUAUAAUCGACUUACGAGGAUACCAAUUUUUCAUCCAGACGUCUAUCGAAAGCUUCAAACGUUGUCCAUUGUUGCGAAUUACAUCGAAGACAUCCUCGAAGUCACCAAUUUGGAUGCUCUGAUGGUGCUUGACCUCUCGUGCAACUGCCUAAUCGAACAUGGAAAGUUAAUUCCCUUAACCGCGUUAGUUGCCCUGCAAGAAUUGAACCUUUCGGAGAACCCGCUUUCGUGUCAUCCGAAGCAUCGACAGGCAACGGCGCGAUAUUUGCACAAAAAUACGUCAACUGUGAAAUUUUGUUUGGAUGGCGAGCCCUUGUCUGCCACGGAAAAAGGCUUAACGGGCGUUUACGAGCAUUAUUGUCCCAUUUUGCGCUCGAAACCGUCGGAAAGUAACAUGAUUCGUGUCAAUCUCUUCGGCAGGAACAUGUAUGGCGGAGAUACCCCUGUUGGAAGUGUAAAAUCAACUUCAUCCAGUUUUGGGGGCUUGGAAGGUAAAUUUAACGAUAGCAUUCCCGAAGACCUUUCAGCAUCGAUGAUUUCGCAACAGCGAAGGGUUAAAGUACGGGAAGCAAAAAUCGCAAGUGAACCGUCGCCGUCACUCGAAAAGGAUCAGAGACGCAGUUUGGAGGGAAAUACGGAGCAUCUCGAAACGAAAAAGCAAAUGGAAACGUUGAGGGAGCAAUUUGGGAGUCAAUGGUUGCAAAAUACGAGUGGGGAGAUAAUUAAAACUGUCGUUGGGUUCGAGUCGAAGGGACAAGCGGAGAAAAAUAAGGCGUUUAUUGACAGUUUAUUGCAAGCGGAGAUGACGUCGUCGCAGCUAUCGACAGACAUGAAUUUUAGGACAUCGACGCCGAAUGACGACGAAACUUUGGUGAAUAAUGAUCAAUCGACGGGCGGAGAAACGGGAAUUGAAACGGACUAUCAAAGCGUUUCGGGGAAUGAAACGAGGUCGGAUUAUAAAUCGGUGUUGGAAAGCACGUUGGAGCAAGAAACAACGAUUAAUGCUUCGAUUUCGGAGCCAGAUCCUGAACCAGAAGUAACAAUUUCUGACCCUGAAGACGACGAAGUCACGUACAUCGUUGUGAACGAACAAACCGAAGAAGAAAUAUUUUUGGUAAUUUCCGAGCGAAAUAUUCGUGAACGCGACACUUUAUCAGGAGGAACGUUCACCAAAUGGAGUCUAAAGAGCUUGUUGAGUUGCGAAAGGGUCAAAAGUGACGUCAUUUCCUUACAGUUUGACACUGUAAAAAAGAAUAAAAAACUAAGAAAUUAUCGUUUGGACAAAAGUUCGUGUGAAAAAUUGGUUCAUUUGCUGCGAAAACAUCUCGAACAACGUCCCCUGAACGAAAUGAACCAAAAAUUGUAUCGUUGUGCGGUUUGUAUUGCCCAAUUCUCGAGGGAGGAUAAGAUGACGAAUAAAGAAAUAUUUUGCCCUGAAUGUAAGAGCAGCUAUGUGAUUGAAAUAACGGAGGCACCUAACAAAUACAGUCCUCAGCUAACGCUGAAAGAAAAACCAUCAAAAUCUGGCGACGAGGCCGAUCAACCGACAAUAAAAGACGAAGCAGCUGAAUUUAAAUUACCGAAAAGCGAUUCUCGAAGCAGCAUGGCACUGUCAAGGGAUUCCGCAGUAAAAGCAAAGAAAUUAAUACCAUCUGGCGACUCAUCAUCAUGCUCGAAAAUUUCCAAAUCCGAAAGUUCGUUCGACUCGAAUCGCAGUAUCGCGGGCAGUGGUCCCUCUGAUCGUGACAUGGACUUUCAAGGCAACGAUUCCGACAUCGAAGUGCUCAGCAAUCCGAGUCAAAGUAGCAUCGAAGUGCUCGACAGCUUGCACUCGAGUCGGAAACAUUCCGAGGAAAGGCGAAAUUUGCCAUUUUCAGAGUUGGAAAUGCCGCAAGGGCUCGACACAAUUUACAGUUUGGGCUCGAAAGAGCGGGAAACGCAAGAAAACGGCAAGGAAAGUGUCGUCAAGAGUGAGGCAACUACCCAAACGGCUGUGUUACCAAAUAAAAAUUUACCAUUAUUGACGGAAAGCAGCUCAUCCGGUUCGGUAACUGAUAGCAUCUGUACUGCUUAUGAGCAAAAUCAAGAUGAGACAUUAACGAACAACGGCACGACGACGACGGAUGAAAAUUCAACAAUAAACAAUCAAAAUGUAUCCACGCCAUCCAAAAAUGAAGUGACAUCUGUGAUAGGAACGAUGUUCAAUGACUUCCUCAAGUCCAAUAAACUCCUAAAAGGCAAUAAAUCAAAAGAGACGGAGGUUUCGGCGGAGCUUACCGAACCUUAUGUCUUUUCGUAUACGGAUUUCAGUCAAGUGGAUCAUCGACUGAAACUAUAUUUGUUCCAAAACAUUUUCGAAGAUGACGGAGAGAUGUUGAUGUGGCUCACGAAGGCACGUGUGUUUGACGAAAGUACAGCGGAGGGAAAUUUGCAAGGAUUUGAUUGCUUAUUUGUCAUUUCUACGACGAAAUUUUAUAUUUUGAAGCAAACUCGAGCGGAAUGUGACGAUCCCUCGUUAUGGUUAAAAAGAUUCAUUUCGGGAACAAAUGAUCGAAUAAUAACAGCUCGGGUACUUCCCUUUAAAACGGGUAUCACUUUUACCAUUCGUGGCAUCGGAAAUGUGCAUCUAUUGUUGUUUGAUAUCAUGAGAACCGAUAGUUUAUUGUUGUUUUUCGCGACAGAAAACGCACUUCCCCAAACCUGUUCCAUCGAAUACCGCAUAUCAGAGGAUUUAAUGCAAAAAUUAAAUUCCAUCGCGAGUCAUCAAAAAGUCUACAUCCUCUCGUUUCUGAAGAAAUUUUCCGCUGACAAAGCAGAUCAGAAACUAAAUUCUGACAUUUGUGCAUUCGUUGUUAGUGAAUCGGGACUUUUUAUCUCCUCGAGCAAUUUAAAAUGGUUUUCGGCCAGCGAAACAACGAUUCAGGUCGAUUUCUCACAAUCGAUGAGCAAUUUAAUCGAAGUCCUUGACGUGGAUGCGCAAACGUUGCAAUUUAACUUUAUGGACGAGGCAACAGACGAACCUGUCGAAGAAACGUGGAGAUUGACAUUCGAAACGGAAAAUUCGAGUGAGAGUGCUUUCGAGACCGUGAGCCAAUGUUGGGAGAAAAUCUUCAGUGUGCCUUUAACGAAAAUCAGCAGUAAUAAUAACAGCAAAAAUUAGGUGUUUGUUGAAAUUUUGUUUCCUCACCGAAAAUUUUACAAAAAAAAUUUUUUGAACCAAUUUUUUUCGAUGUUGUUUGAAUUUUAACCAUUAUGUCAUUAUGUAAAUAUAGCGAAAAAUGAA
Molecule: messenger RNA, 4050 nt
Organism: Culicoides brevitarsis
Lineage: Eukaryota; Metazoa; Arthropoda; Insecta; Diptera; Ceratopogonidae
Product: serine/threonine-protein kinase 11-interacting protein
Exons: 9
Coding region: 118-3927 (1269 amino acids)
Cellular component (GO): cytoplasm
Molecular function (GO): protein binding
Source: RefSeq, a predicted model, not a curated record